UUUACUCUGCCAAUUUCCGCGGACACGUUCGUUCACUUCGCUGCAGAAUCCCAACAGCACCGACAGUUACUAUCAAUUGGGUAUUCUUUUCCUUGAGAGUAAACAGUUAUGGCAGAGAACAAACCAACACCGCCUUCUGUUCGCAUGGAUGAAUUUCAGAAUACUGUGAGCGAUUAUGGGACAGAAUUAGCAGGCGUUAAGCGACAGGUAAAAGCAGCUGCGACUCGACAGAAUGAAUUACAGGCAGUCUUAGAAAAGCAGAGAGCCACAACUGCUGAGCUGAAUGCUGAACUAAAUACACUUCGAGGCAAAGACUUAGAAGAAAAGGAGCGUGAGAAGUUCCAUCUGGAGACUGUGAAGGAACUCAACCAACAGCUGAAAGCCUGCAAGUCUCAGCUCGAUUCCAUCCGCGCCCUCACUGUUUCCAUCCAAGAGCAGAUCACGCACAUAGUUGCUGAAUACGAGUGCAAGAGCAGAGAUCUCGUCAGAAGGUUCCAGACUUUGCAGCUUUUGGAUAAGGAUGAGGAAGCACCCGCUGAGAUUCUGACGGAGGAACACGCGAAAGAACUACAGGAAGAAGUAACAAAGCUGGAGACAUAUGCUGAAAACCUGUCACGUGCUCCUGGCUUGGGCCUUCCUCUUGAUUAUUUGCCUGACUUGCUAAGUGAAGUGAACAUGAAGAUCGGACACAUCGAGGAAGAAAAUAAAUCCUUGCAAGAAGCCAUAUUAGGCCAUCAGCAAACUUUCCAGAUGUUACAAGAUGCUUAGUUCAAGUCGUAUUGUGAAUGGCUUCAGUUAUCUCGCCUUUAGUAGAGAGGAGACCCCUUUUGUUUUCUUUAAAAGCCUGUUAUAUUAAUGAUGAUGUUUAUUGUUUCAUGUGAAAGAUUUACUCUUUAAUUUCUCAUAAUCUGUAUGUUGAAAUCUAACAGAAAAAAUAUAUAUUCAUCACAGUUUUUGAGUAUGUUAAAACACAGAGCAGGCUUAUAGUCAUGGUUAAAUAACUGUGAAAAGGUCCUUUCGAAAGAAAAAGGAUUCAUAUCGGAUAUCGGUGAACUGAAGUGUUGUGCCCGGAACUCUACGCAGAUUACAAUGCACAAUUUGUUAGAGAGUCCAAAGUACUAGCAUUUUAUUUUCAUGGAUUUUUUUUUUUUUUUUGACAAAACAUUUUUGUAAGUGGACAAGUAAUCCACACUAAGUGUAGGUUAAUGCUUUGAGUGGUUCAAGUUGCAAAAUAAAGUAUAUAA
Molecule: messenger RNA, 1244 nt
Organism: Penaeus chinensis
Lineage: Eukaryota; Metazoa; Arthropoda; Malacostraca; Decapoda; Penaeidae
Exons: 6
Coding region: 109-768 (219 amino acids)
Source: RefSeq, a predicted model, not a curated record